Scophthalmus maximus (turbot) is the source of this 3774-nucleotide messenger RNA. Its product is annotated as GTPase IMAP family member 8-like. Gene Ontology annotation, molecular function: GTP binding. The record is from RefSeq and is a predicted model, not a curated record. Lineage: Eukaryota; Metazoa; Chordata; Actinopteri; Pleuronectiformes; Scophthalmidae. The transcript has 6 exons. The coding region runs from base 160 to 3027 and encodes 955 amino acids.
GACGAAGAAGAAGAAGAGGAGGAAGAAUAAGAACGAAGAAGAAGAAGAAGAACGAAGAAGAAGAGGAGGAGGAGGAACGAAGAAGAAGAAGAAGAGGAAGAAAAGGAAGAAGAGGAGGAGGAGGGCUCCCUCAGCGCUGUUGAGUCCCAAGACACACACAUGAAGACGAGCGUUUCCAAUUCAGCCGGUUACAUCACCGCCAUCGCAACAAGACAAGGCAACACGGAGGCAACAAGAAUACCUAUUGGAUUUUAUUUAAAAAAUAACACAGAAUGUGAGAUGGCAACAAGCGAGCUGUCGGCAUGGGACGGAUGUUGUCCGUCACAGUUAAAGAUCGUCCUUCUUGGCGGCAGGAACUGUGGAAAGAGCUCCGUGGGGAACUUACUCCUGGGCAAAGAGGAGUUUGUCACCCGAGAGAGGACCACCUGCUCCCGGCGGUCGGGCGCGGCGGCGGGACGGUGGCUCACCGUGGUGGACACGCCCGGCUGGUGGUGCGACUUCGGCGUUCAGGACACGUCGGCGCUGGUGAAGAGGGAGAUCGUGAGCAGCGUGUCUCUGUGCUCGCCGGGCCCGCACGUGUUCCUGAUCGCGGUCAAGGCGAGCUCGGCCUUCUCGGAGAGGCGCCGGCGGGCUGUGGAGGAGCACGUGGCCCUGCUGGGCGAGAGGGUGUGGGGCCACUGCGUGGUCGUCUUCACCCGCGCCGGCGGGUCCGGACUCGCCGGAGCAGCAGAGCUGGUGCACGCGGGAGGGGAGGCUCUCGGCUGGCUCAGUGAGAAGUGCAGCCGGAGGGGUCACAGUGUCGACCUGAGCGGCGACGCCGGCGUCGCCGGGCUGCUCGAGAAGAUACGGCAACUCGCCGGGGAAAAUGGAAACCGGGUGUUUGAAAUGCCGGAAUCCCUGUCGCGGGUGGCCGCAGAGGGGCAGAGGGGAGCGGAGGAGGGAGCUCAGCGGAGGUUGAUGAGAGUGAAAGAACACAGGUCUCUGAUGCGAGAGAGGCUGCAGCCCAUGACGGACAUCAGGGUUGUGUUGGUGGGAGCGAAGGGUUCGGGGAAGACCUCGGCGCUGAACACGAUCCUGGGCCGACGCUGCCUCCAGCCACCCGGGAGAACAGCCCGGUGUCAGGUGGGAGCAGGCGUUGUGUUUGGGCGACGCGUGACUGUGGUGGACACGCCGGGCUGGUGGAUGAACUACUUCGCCGACGAGAGCACCGCCUUCGACCGGAGGGAGCUGGCGCUCGGCUCGGCCCUCUGUCCUCCGGGGCCUCACGUCUUCCUGCUGGUGAUCCGCGCGGACAGGGCCUUCACCGAGACCCACGGGAGGGCGGUGCGGGAGCACCUCCGGCUGAUCGGGGGCGAGCGCGUCUGGGGUCGCGUCGUCGUGCUGUUCGGCUGCGGGGACUGGCUGGCGGGCACCACCACCGAGCGGUACAUCGAGAGCGAGGGGGAGCCCCUGCGGGGGCUCGUCGAAAGGUGCGGCAACAGGUACCACACUCUGAACAACAAGACGAGGGGAGACGGGUUCCAAGUCAGAGAGCUGAUCGGCAAGAUCGAACUGAUGUUUGCCGGGCGCGGCGACCACCGACAUCAUGAAGUGGAGAGGAGUGUGAUGGAGCACGUGAAGGUGAAGAUGAGAGGCGAGAACGAGCGAGCCGAGGAGAGACUGAUGAGGAAGGAGAGGCGCAGGCAGAUGGCGAGGUCUCAGCUGGAGAGGCUCAACCCUCUUCCAGAAAUGAGGCUGGUGCUCGUCGGCGGCAGGAAAACGGGAAAAACCACCUCCUGCGCGGAGAAACGAGGCAAAAUCCGCAGCAAGGUGGUAACAGUGCUGGACACGCCCGGAGGCCUCUCGCUGACCUCUGACCUCCUCGGGGCUCCUUCCUCCUGCGCUAUCCUCCUCGUUGUCAACGUGAGCUCAUCGUUCACAGGCGCCCACGGGGAGGCCCUGGAGAAACAGCUGGAGGCCGCGGGAGGCCAGAUGUGGAGCAGAGCCGCGGUGCUGUUCAGCCACGGCGACUGGCUGGGCGACACGAGCGUCGAGCGGCGCAUCGAGAGCGAGGGGGAGCCGCUGCGGAGGCUCGUCGAGAAGUGCGGCAACCGGUAUCACGUCCUGGAUAACCGACGCGCGCGAGGGGGCGGAGCUCAGGUCGACGAGCUGAUCCAACUGAUGGAGGAGACGCUGGCCGAAGAGAGGCUGACGGCGCUCCGCGGGGGGGAUCGCAUGUGGAGAAGUGUGCAGGAGCCCGACACCGUGACGCUGUGUGAAGAAGAUCUAAAGGUGAACUGUGACGUGACGGAAUCGGCCACUUGCUCGAUACAGAGAACAGGAAACUGCUCCGACGGUGCAGAUGCCGGCGGGCAGAUAGUGGCGGUGCCAGCAGCAGGAGGCCGGGCAGGACUCACCCUCCUGGGCAGAGACACAUUGGUGUCCAUCUUAGCCUCUGUGCUCUCUGGUAGAAAUGGACUGAGGUGUGCUGCUGCCGGGCAACAGGGCGUAACGGCACACCUGCCCCUCUUCUUCCCCGCCGAUGACCCCCACCGCAGCCUGAGUCGGAACGGCGGAAGCCGAGUGCGUCCGUUCUCGCCCGCACAUCCGACCGUGCUCUUUAUUCUACCUCAAACACGGAGCAGGGCGCCGACGGAAGACAGCGCCGUCGUCGACGUGCAUCCCCUUUGCCACCCUGCUCUGAGAGAGCGGACCCUCAGGAGGCUCGCGGAGUCCGGGGGCCUGCAGCUGCUGAUCGACCAGUGGGGCCACAGCAGCCUGGAGGAACUGGAGGCCUUCAUAGACACGUACUUCGAGAUGGUGUGGGAGAAAACCAUGGGCUCGUUUCCGACGGCCGAGCCCGAGUCCGCUGCGGUCGAGGAGGAGGACGAGGUGCUCUCGUCCAUCGACAGGAAACUGUCAAAGCUGGAGCUCCUUGACGAGAUCAGGGGCGACCUGGCGAAGCUCAGGGAGAGUCUGGAGCGCAGCUGGAUGGUCAUUCAGGAACUCAGGGACAAAAGUAAAGGAGACCCCAAUAAUACAUGUUAAUACAGGGGGAAAUCCAUAUUCGAACAUGGAGGUAGUAAGGUUGUACCCCACUUUAUUUAUUUGCUAACGUUUUUUUGCAUUAACAAUGCAAAGUAUAAUUCAUCAUAAUAUAUUUUUCAUAGGUUAAUAAGAUAAGAUAACACUUUAUUGAACCCGGGGGGUUGAUACAUCAAUCUAUAAUACAAAUGUCUAAUAUACUACAUUUUGAAAAGGUCAUUCUGACAAAUAAGGAUAUAUAUAGAUAUCUAUAUCUAUAUCUAUCUAUAUAGAUAUAGAUAUAUAUAUCUAUAUAUAUAUACACGCUUCUGUACUUUUUGAAUUCAGGACUGUAUUGACUGUUUUUAAAUUUUUUUUUUUUUACCUUAGAUCUCUUCCUCCACCAUUAUAGUGUUGUUCUUAUAUUUCUCCACAAGGGGGAGCCCUUGUAUAAGAAUGGGCCUUGCAUUAUAUGUAAACUUGUGUCCACUCAUCCACCAGAAUACAUUUGUUUUUCUUAGAAAUCUUGGACUAGACAAAGCGAGUUUGAUUCUGAGUUAAAAAAUGGCAGUUGAAUUUACAUUUCCGAUUAUCUUCAAUAUGCACAAAUAUACACUUGCGAUACAUAAUAUACACGUGUAAAAAUCUUUAGUUUUUUGUUAAGUCUAAUUCCCGGGCAAAAUUUACUUUGUGUCGGUCUUGUUUUGACUAAACAGUGUUUCUAACAAUUUACUCUGAAAUAAUAAAGCAGAGCAGCACCACAGACAGUAA